AUGGCCCCCGCUGGCAAAGGCAGUACCCGAGAAAAACCAAGACCGAGACCGCUAAAUCUCGAGGCUCUGAAGCUGCCCUUGCCAGAAUGGUGCCAUGAUGAGAUGCCGGUCAGAAAGACUUUCAUCGACUACAGGUGCCCGGAAGAGUCGCCAAGGGGAGGACGGAUUUUUCCAGGUUUGAACACGGCGCCUGCCGCGAUGUGUGGGUGCAUGCUCGCAUCCUUGGAGGAGGCCGUGCUAUCUCCGCGAUGCAGCGACAGAGGCCAAAGAGCGACGGACGUGCUUCCAGAAGCAGGUUCCGCAGCCUCAACUGCCCGGAAGUCUUCUGCGUCCUCAAGCUCUUCGCAGGCGUCGCAGCCACCGGCAGAGUACAGGAUAUCUCCGGAGAAGUCAACAGACUGCCAGGACACUGCGGGGAGACAAGAGGAGUCAGCUACCAAGCUGCACAUCCACAAUAUCUCCACGGAUGAGGAUUGCGGGUCCUCCGCGGAUGAAGACGAGGAGGAGGAGCUCAACAUUUGCCCGGUCUACACGGCAGACGCUGCUUUGCCGUCUAUCGGAUCAGCCAAACACGCGGAGGGAGCGUGCAGGCGCUGCUGUUUCUUCCCAAAGGGGAGGUGCAACAACGGCAAGGAUUGCAUGUUCUGCCAUUUCUCGCACGAGAAGCGGCGGAGCAAGCCGAAGCCAAAGAAGAGCAAGAGGCUCAAGAAGCGUGUGGCGAACGCAUGCGAGGAGGGCAAGGAGCUUGCGGGAGUUGGAGGGGCUGACUCGAUCGAUGGGUCUUACGGCCAAGCAACUCCCGUCCCAGUCUCCAUCGUCCUACAGACUGCCAUCCCGGAGGGCUCGCAACCGUCUGGACAAGGCUACAGCGUGGCCAUCGUGUCUGUCCCCUUCUGCGUGGGCGCUUACUGA
Symbiodinium natans is the source of this 912-nucleotide messenger RNA. Lineage: Eukaryota; Dinophyceae; Suessiales; Symbiodiniaceae. The record is from the annotation of a GenBank genome assembly.